ACGCCCAUUUCUUGAUAAAACGAAACUUUAGUUAAACGCGGAAUUGAAAGCACGUUCUCAACGUGAGCUCUCAGCAGUUUUCUCUGAGACAGCAGGAGGGGAGAUUAGUGGCUGGACCGAUGGGCUGGACACAACAGAACAGAACUAGAGAAGAGAAGCAGAUCCGUUCGGUUCUGAAUCUCUAAAGCCUGAAGAUGAAGUGCUCAUUCUGUAACCACAAUAUUGUGGAGAAAGAAGCCAAUUUUUGUAGCAACUGUGGCUCCAAACUUUCUGCUGCACCUGCAAACACACAAGAUGCAGAAAAUCAUCCAAAGUCUUUGAUGGCAGACUUGGAAAUCAGAAUGGAGGAAUCAGGGUCUCCUAAAAAUGCCCAGCCUCCAGAUAAGCAAGAUUUAAAUACAUCUCCCAAACGACAAAAUUAUGAACAACUCAAUCCAAAGAAAAAGAAAAAGAAGAGGAAGAAGUGCAAAAAGAAGAAAGACGGUGUCUCUUCAGAUCAGGAUCAAAGCCAGUCAGAGCUGUCAUUUGGUUCUCUAGAAGACAACCAGAAGACAGAAGACGCAGGACACUAUUCUGACAGUGACAGCUCUAAUGUUAAAAUGGAGGAUGCAUUAGAGUCACUCCAAGAUGAGUUCUCCUCUCUGGAAAGACAGCCACAUUCAUUGACCGAUAACGUUGCUGCUGCUGAAAACACUCCGGUCACACAGAGCGAAAAACCUGCAGUUGGUUCCAAUACAGCAGGUCGUUCUGAGGAAACUUCAGUUAAAGCUAAAGGUGGAGAGAGAGGUGCACAGACGUCAGCACAGAAUCAAACUCUUCCCUCUGCAACAGCUCAACGUCCCACCUCAGAGAACAAGAACUCGGGUUCAGAUGAGGGAACACAGACUGGUGAUGCAAAAGUUCAGAUGACUGGCAAAGACGUCUCAAGAAACAAGAAAGAAUCUGAUCUUACAACGCCGUCUACUCUGGAUCAGAAUGCUAAUUUAGACCAACAUGCCAAACAGGCUGUAGAAGCCAAAGAGAAAGGAAAAAAUCAGGCUAAGAGGCAGAAAGAAAAUGUUCAGGAUGAUCUGAAAAAGAAAGAAAAGGUUCAGAGUGAGCAGAAAAACAAAGAGAAGAACCAGGAGAAUCAGAAGAAAAAAGAAAGUGACCAGGAUGGUCAGAAAAAGAAGGAAAGGGUUCAGGAUGAUAAGAAACAAAUAAAAAUAGAUCAACAGGACCAGAAACGGAUGCAGAGUUCAACACCACCAAUGGCUUCCAGCUCCAGUGUGGACCCAGAGGACAUGGAGGUUGCUGGGUCUGGGGAUGGGGAUGAGGAUGGGUCUGGGGAUGGGGAUGGGUCUGGGGAUGAGGAUGGGCAGCGCAAAACUUCAGAUGGUGACAAAGAACACAACAAAGGCACAAAAUCCAACACACAAACACCACUGCCCAAAAGGUUGACUCCACCCAAGAAUAUUUCUACAUGUGAAAGACUCACAAUCUUCUUCCAUGCAAUUCUCUCAAAAGACUUUAAGUUUGAUCUAGAAGAAGAUUCAAUCUUCAUCCAGGCUGGGCCUCCGAUUGGGAAGUGGGAGGAGAUAGUAGCUGACCUGCAUGUGAUCAGAGAUCUUGGAGACCACGGGUUUCUGGUUGGCGGCCAAUUCACAACAAGCAAAUCUUUAAUUUUGUCUCAGUCGGUUCCAUACAAAUACGUCAUCUAUAAGAAAAAAAAGAAGACAUAUGAGUACGAGUACAUAUACAAGAUGGAUUCUUCAAAGGGCAUUACCAACAGGUGUUUGUUCGUGAGCCCUCGAUUCAUCCCUGAUGAUGGGGACUGGCAUCAAUAUGAUGACAUUAUCUGUGCUGGGCCAUCAAAGAACAUGCUACAGCGGGUCAAGGAAAAGUUGUGGCCUGACCAACGUAAAAGUCUAAUUCAAGGCAGAGAGAUUGCAGGACGUGUAAUGCUGGAGACCAUAUUUCAGCUCCUCAGUAGCUGGAGUGAAACCAACUUAAGAAGUUUUCAAAUCCAGCUAAGUCAGUUCUUCCAGGUUUAUGGGAACCCUUUUGUGUUUGAAGAGACGGGAAAGAAAUGGAGCACUCUGCAGUUCGGAGAAGAUGAUGUGAGGAGGAUGCUGAAAGACUUCGUGUUGCAAAACAUCAUUCCUCAGUUGAGAGAUGGAGUUGCAUCAAAUGUGUACAUUCAGGACCAUUUGAGGGCAGCUGUUGUCGUGCUUUACAUCUGCAGACAGUUUCAAAUCAAACUUGAAAAUCGUGAGCUCAACUGCCUUUGUGGUGCUCUGUGUUUGCCUAAACUAGAGAAAGACAGAUUCCUUCAGUACUGGGCACAUUUUUCUCAGGAUGUCUCAGUAUUCACAAAUUUGCCAAAAUAUUUGGUAGAUCUGAUAAAAAGUGUGAAAAUGGGGGGAAUGCCUCGCUGGAUUAUGGUACUACCACUCCUCCACCUUCUCAACGGCCCAGCUAAGCCCUUUGAAGUAAAAACCUCUGGAAACUUUAAGUAUGGUCUUUCUUGGGCCGGUCUGCAAGGCCUUGAUGUCGUCAACUCAACGAACAUGAACAGCCAAGAAAGGAGGGCACUUAUAAACGUGAUGAAGAACAAUACUCACUUAAUGAAGGUGGAUACACUCUCCAUUCGAUCCUGCUUGUACCUGAUGCCUCUUGAGGAACUGGUGGAGUGCUGCAAGAGCAUAAACCCAGAGCUUCUGGACAUGCUUUAUGCUUUCUAUAACAAAACUGUUGUGGAGAUCACUAGCACUAAUGCCCAGACAGUCACUGAGAUUCUCACUCAUAUCCAGGAGCAUCUCAUUGAAGAAAAAUACAGUCCCUCCACACAGACCUACAGAAAAGAGUGUCUUGCAACAGCAGUGCUACUGUUGGAGAAGAUCUGCAAAGGAGUGAAACCUUCAUCUUACACUCAAAACUUCCCUGAUAUUUCUGUGGCAGCGAUGAAUCUAGUGGCAUCAGUGUCAGACUUUUUUCACUCCCACAAGGAACAGGAGGAGCAAGCAGAAGACAAAGAUGCAAAAGACUUGGUGAUGUCGCGAGCGAUGGGAAUAAUGAGAGACUGGAUGACUCGGUCCUUCAGACAGAGUUUGCUCGAUCGCGGUUCUUUUUAUCGAGCUAAAACCACAGAAAUGGAGAUAUGGAACAACAUAAUCUCCAUUUGCUUCAAAGAUGAAGAUUACACAAAAGAAUGGAGGCAAAUAUUCACCUUGGAUUUCGAGGGAAGGUAUAAACAGGAAUCUGCUCUUGACCAAAUUCAGUUCUACUGCACAUACAUUGAAGAGCUGAGGGGUUCCCAUCCACAUGUUGCUGCCAGCAUUGAGAAAUGUGCUCUUGAAGCCGUUACGUCCUUGUGCCAGAGCAGGUCUGAAGGCAAACUUUUGGAGAGGUUAAAGAUAAACUGGAAGUUUGGGAAUCUCAUCUCUGCCAUCAUUCAAAAGUCCUGGCCAAGGGACCAUCAUGGAAACUACCAGGAAGAUGAAGAACUGGUUCUUAAACAUCUUCUCUCCUGGACAGCUGCCAAGGACAUUUUCCACCUGCACGAUGCAGACCAAAGGCUGAUUGAGAACCUCACACAGGAUGCCAGGGAUCAACUUGCCAAAGCCUUAUCAUUUUUUACAGCCAUGACCGAUCAGCUGAUCCAGGGGAACAUGAAGCUCAACCUGCUCAACAUCACCCUGGAGUGCAAAGAGGCCUUUUUAGAACUACUGAAGAUAGACUGUCUGUGUGAAAAAGAACAAUACAAGAAUACUGAAGUAAUGAGGACACUGCUGCAGUACAGAGAGAGAGAAAAGAAAGCUGUGUACCGGGAAAAAGAGCUUGUUGAUGUCCUCUUAACAAUGAGCCACAAACUUGAAGAACACAUGGCAGUUGAUGUUGCUGACCUGGAGACCAAAUCACAAGUUAACAUUGAGAUGAUGCCCUUGGAUCAUUUUAUGGAGGUUAAUCAAUUAGAUCAACAUGCUGUUGACCCAAUGUCUGGUAUUGUGACCUACUUCGACCUCGAUGAAGACGAUAGAGAGAUGGCAAUGUUUCUUUUGACCUUCAAAGAUAGCUACAUUUUUGGAGUGUGUUGGGAGGAGUUCGCCAAACUCUUAAGUGAGGAGGAUUACGAAGAUGAGUCUGAUGAGGUUCAAACGACACUAGACAUUAUCUACAGUGCCAUUUACCUGGAGUGUUUGAACAAAUAUAAAUGGAUCUACACAAGUUUGAAGGAAGGCAGCAUCAGAAUUAAAGAAAUAAACCAGCUUUUCAGUGUGUUUAAAGAAAAGUACGACAAGCUCACCGAGGAACUGAACAUCAUGUGUAAACUUGAGAAGUCAGCUGACAAACAGUGGAUCAACAACCGGGUCGAGCAGGUCAAACAGUAUCAUGAGCUUCACUUGGCUGUGGACUCCGCUCGAGUCAUCAUGAGGGUCAAAGAGACACUCGGUCUUCAAGGGGACUUCAGGAUUUUGGAGACACUUUUGAAUGUUAUUCAUGCAGACUUUGAAAAAGAGCCUCUUAGUCGGAUUGACAAUGACUUGAUGCAGGCCAAGAUGGUUCUGGUUGACAUUACAGAAUCCCGCAGACAGUGUCUGGAUGAGCUAGGACACAGAGGGCUCUUUGUAAGAUGGGUGAAGGAUGCCCUUGAAGACAUAAAUGAGUUGAAGGUAUUUGUUGACUUGGCUUCCAUUUCUGCUGGGGAGAAUGACAUGGAUGUGGAUCGGGUCGCUUGCUUCCAUGAUGCGGUCCUCGGCUAUUCUUCGGUUCUUUAUGACCUCAAACCAGAAUCUGGUUUUCAUGCCUUCAGACAUGUGCUCAGCAAGCUCUGGGGAGCUUUGGAGAAUGACUGCAACCUACCAAAAAAACUUCGUGACAGUGCACGUCAUCUGGAGUGGUUGAAGACUGUGAAGGACAGCCAUGGGUCUGUGGAGCUUUCAUCUCUCUCGUUGGCAUCGACCAUCAACAACAAGGGUGUCUACCUAAUCAGUGCACAACAUGUAAAACAGCUUACUCUCAAAAGCGCUCUGAAGCUUCAGAUUCCAGAGGAACAUGAUGAGGGUCGGCAGAUGCGCUGCUACUCUCUUGAUGACUUGAGGGAGCUGCAAAACAAACUCAUGCUCAUGUCUGGAAAAGGAGACCAAGGCCAAAAAGAAGUUGAUCAUUUUGUUGAGGUAUUUGCCAAUGUUCAGAGACUGUCCGAGGCCUUCAUUGCACUUUACACUGCUGGAAAUCCUCUGUUCAGAUACUUGGAAGUGCAAAUAAAUUGUUCUUCCCAUAGCGACGAACCCAGCAUUGUGAUGGACUUUAAUUUGAGCAGCGUUCUCAGUGUAAUUGUGGAGGGCAGCUUAGAAGAGCAACUUCCUGAACUUUGCAAAAAAAUGGAGAAAUGUCUGCAUUUCUGGAUGGACUUCGUAAAAAAACAGAGAUCCCAGCAUUACUUUUUGAACUACUACACUGCUGAGCAGAUUGUCUAUCUGUGUAGCAAGUUGACUCAAGAAAACAUAACCAAUGUAGAGGACCAAGUUUUCAUGAUGCUGUCAUUCAUUAAGGCAAACUGCACAUGUCAAGAUUUGAGACAUGUCUGGCAUGAGCUUCAAUAUGUUCUCCUUACCAAAUCACAGGAGCAGAAUGAGGACAUUGAGCUUCAGACUUUUGUUGUGCUGCCAGGAAUUGAUCAGGAAGGCCUAGACAUCCCUGGAGAAUCCGACCUUUUUCCAAGCAUGGUGGAAAAUGCAACAGGGUUAAAAGCCUUUGAUCAGAUUUGGAAUGCCUAUAUGAAAGACAUGAAGAAUUUUCUCCCAAACUUGCUUGAUAUGAAAAAUCUUGGCAGACUCUUAGAAAUUCUGUCCAACAUUGAUGACAAGAAUGAAGAUGAUGACAGUGAAGAAGACAUUUCCGAUAACUUUGGAAAGUUCAUAAAUAGGCAACUACCAAACGGUCUGACCCUUGGAAAACCAAACCUCAUUGUCUGUCCACAUGACGAUAUCUUGACAUCUUGCAUCUCCAUUUACAUGAACAGUGAGGAUGAGGUUCUACCAACCUACGACGAAGUUCUUUUGUGUAACCCUUCUACUCCUUAUGAACAAGUUGAGUUAUUCCUCAGGCGUUGUCUUACCACAGGCUACAGGGGUCAGAAGAUCUACACUUUAGUAUAUGGAGAUCUCCUCACAUAUGAUGUGAGCUCAAAAGUUGAGAUCUUUUUUCAGCAAAUGAAAAUGCAAAGUAGGAAAGACUACAAACUUGUCAUCAUUUGCAGCUCUGAAAGUGAGCAUGCCUACCUUCCAUCUGCUUUUAGCCAGUACAGGGUGCACAUGAUUCCCCUGGAGCCCUUAACAAGAGUUCAAAGGUACCUCCAGAAACACUACACUGUCCCUGAAGACCAAUGCAGUGCUGCAUCUUCAUUUAAAGACAGACUCUGUGUUGGUGUUGUUUCAUCAAAAAGGGCUGGAGUUGGUAAAUCGCUUUACAUCAAAAGGCUUUAUGAGAAACUGAAGCACUCCACUAAAAAACCAACAAUGAUGAAAUGCAUUCGCUUGAUUGAACCCAAAAUUGAUGAGAUGAUCGUCUUUGAAUCACUGUUUCACACCCCCAAAAAGAAGGAACUCGCUGUCUUCCACUUUGAUGUCACGUCGUCGGUGCAGAAAGGUCUUGAUGAGUUCCUUUUCAAGUUGUUGAUUUUGCGCUAUUUGAUGGACUCCAAGGGAAAGAUUUGGAGGUGCAAUGACAAACAUCUCUAUGUUGUGGAGAUUUUGGAGCCCACUGUCAAGUCAGCUAGAAGCACAGCUCGAGAGGCGCAGACAGUGAUCAACACAUUUAUAGAUGUGUUUCCAAAUGUAUUCUGCCGACCACCUAAAGAUGUACUCAUGCUGGAAAUGAGAAAGCAGGAGAAUCCAACCAUUGUGAACAGUGAAGACCCGCUGAUGGAUGAGAAAGAGUUCAGAAGUGAAGCCUUUCAAAGACCUUACCAGUACCUUACCCGGUUUCUUAACCACAUCGACCUAGAUCUAUUUACAUAUCGGGGUGUUGAGGGGUCACAUGUUGAGUGUCUUCAAAUGCUUCUCAUGUACUGUGGCAUGAUGGAUCCAUCUUGGGCAGAACUUCGGAAUUUCACUUGGUUCCUUAACAUUCAGUUAAAAGAUUGUGAGUCAUCAGUUUUCUGUGACGCCAGUUUUACAGGAGACACGCUCAGAGGAUUCAAAACUUUCGUGGUGGACUUCAUGAUUCUAAUGGCAAAGGACUUUGCUACUCCAUCACUCAGCAUCUCUGACCAGAGUCCUGGCAGAUCACAAGUUAAUCUGGCAGAUGUCCGGGAUGAAGACCUGGCUCCAUUUCUCAUCAGAAAAAAAUGGGAAACAGAACCACAUCCAUACAUCUUCUUUAAUGACGAUCAUGUUUCCAUGACCUUUAUUGGUUUUCAUCUUCAGCUCAAUAACCAAAACUAUGUUGAUGCUAUUGACCCAACCUCUAAAAAGGUAAUUAAGAAGAAUGUCAUGACAAAAGAACUGUAUGAUGGUCUGCUGCUACAAAGAGUCCCUUUCAAUGUUGAUUUUGACAGCCUUCCAAGAGGGGAGAAAAUAGAGAGAGUCUGCAAUGUUCUUGGUAUCCAGUGGCCACUCGAUCCUGAUGAGACAUAUGAACUUACAACUGACAAUAUUCUGAAGAUGCUAGCAAUCCACAUGCGGUUCCGGUGUGGCAUCCCUGUGAUUGUCAUGGGAGAAACAGGGUGCGGAAAGACUAGGCUCAUCAAGUUCCUUUGUGAAUUACGAAGGUGUGGAGUAGCAACUGAAAACAUGAAACUGGUGAAGGUGCAUGGAGGAACAACUUCAGCGAUGAUCUACUCUAAAGUCAGGGAAGCAGAAAACAUUGCUUCUAUAAACAAACAAGACUAUGGAUUUGAUUCUGUUCUCUUCUUUGAUGAGGCCAACACUACAGAGGCCAUCAGCAGUAUCAAGGAGGUACUCUGUGACAAGACAGUGGAGGGAGAAAGUUUGACACCCUGCUUAGGAUUGCAGAUUGUUGCUGCAUGCAACCCUUACCGAAAGCAUACAGAUGAAAUGAUUCAAAGGUUAGAAUCUGCAGGCCUUGGUUACAGUGUUCGAGCAGAAGAGACAGAUGAAAAACUGGGGUCCAUCCCUCUUCGCCAGCUUGUGUAUCGAGUCCAGGCGUUGCCACCCAGCAUGAUUCCUUUGGUGUGGGACUUUGGACAAUUAAACGAUUGCACAGAAAAAAUAUACAUACAGCAGAUUAUACAGAGAGUAGUUGAAAAGAAAAACAUUGCUGAAACUUACAUCAAGGUUAUCACAAAUGUCCUUUCAGCCUCACAGAAGUACAUGCGGGAAAGAAACGAUGAGUGCAGCUUUGUCAGCCUUAGAGAUGUGGAGCGCUGCAUGCAGGCCUUUGUUUGGUUUCAUGACCACCAUGAAAUUUUCUUUUCAGAGCUUCAGAAAUUUGAGCAAAAUCAAAUGUAUGAAGGAAAUGAAGGGCAUCACGGACGGACCGAGAUCAGAGACGCUGUUCUCUGGUCUCUAGUCAUGUCAAUAGGAGUGUGCUACCAUGCUUGUCUUGAAGAUAAGGACAAGUACAGACUCAAAAUCAGCAAGCAAUUACCACCAUCAUACACCUCAGUAAAGUUAAUGCAGGAAAUUUCACUCAUGCAGAAUUUUAUCUUGAGUGGUGUCCCUAUGGGUCAAACAAUCGCAAGAAACAAUGCUCUCAAAGAGAAUGUCUUCAUGAUGGUUCUAUGCAUUGAGUUAAGAAUUCCACUCUUCCUUGUUGGAAAACCUGGGAGCUCAAAGUCUCUGUCUAAAACUUUAGUGGCUGAUGCAAUGCAAGGCCAAGCUGCUCAUUCUGACCUCUACAAAAAGCUCAAACAAAUCCAUUUGGUGUCCUUCCAGUGUAGCCCUCACUCAACACCAGAAGGCAUCAUAAAUACAUUCAAGCAAUGUGGGCGCUUUCAGGAAGGAAAAAACCUGAAUGAGUACAUUUCAGUUGUGGUUCUUGAUGAGAUUGGGCUGGCUGAGGACUCUCCAAAGAUGCCACUGAAAACCCUUCACCCAUUGUUGGAGGAGGGAUGCAUUGAGGAUGAGCCACUACCACACAAAAAGGUUGGAUUCAUUGGGAUCUCCAACUGGGCUCUGGACCCAGCAAAGAUGAACCGAGGCAUUUUUGUCUCCCGCGGUGAUCCUGAUGAAAAGGAACUCAUUAAGAGUGCUAAAGGCAUAUGUUCAUCUGAUUUAAUGGUUCUGGAGAAGGUCAGAGAUCUUUUCAAGCCAUUUGCAAGGUCUUACUUGAACAUCUGCAAGAAACAAGGAAAAGGUUUCUUUGGCCUACGUGACUAUUACAGCUUAAUUAAGAUGAUCUUUGCUGUGGCCAAGACCUCUCAACAAAAACCCACACCAGAAGAGAUUGUGAAGGCUGUGUUAAGAAAUUUCAGUGGUAAGGAUAAUGUCAAUGCAGUUUCAGUCUUUACUCAAAGACUGCAGAUUACACCAAACCUGGAGAACAUCAGCACCAUUGAUUUUGUGAAAGAAAACCUUCAAGCAGUUGGACAAGAGGAAGAGUGCCGAUACCUCCUUGUGCUAACAAAAAACUAUGCAGCCCUAAAGAUCCUACAGCAAACCUUCUUUUCAGAAAGGGGACAACCAGAAAUACUCUUUGGCUCUAGCUUCCCAAAAGACCAAGAGUACACCCAAAUCUGUCGCAACAUCAACAGAGUAAAGAUAUGCAUGGAGACAGGUCAAACAGUUGUGCUUCUAAACUUGCAGAAUCUCUACGAAAGCCUCUACGAUGCCCUCAAUCAAUACUAUGUAUGCUUGGGAGGACAGAAGUAUGUGGAUCUUGGACUGGGAACCCAUCGUGUGAAAUGCAGAGUGCACAAAGACUUCCGGCUCAUUGUCAUUGAAGAAAGAGAGGUGGUCUACAAGCAAUUUCCAAUACCUCUGAUCAACAGAUUGGAAAAACACUACCUAGACAUCCAUACUGUUCUAAAAACUGAGCAGAAGAAGUUGGUGGAAGAUUUGGAGGAAUGGGCAAAGCUUUUUGGAUCUCUCAGUAAUCAACAUGCAACAGGAACUCAGGCACACAAAUAUCAUCUCCCAGAUGUCUUUAUUGGCUACCACUCAGACACCUGUGCUUCAGUAGUUCUUCAAGUAACCGAGGAGCAGAAGGACUGUUUGGGGGUAUCAGAAUCUAACAGGAGAUUGCUUGAUGAGGCUAAGCUCGUACUUCUUAAAUGUGCUACGCCGGACUCGGUUGUUCGGUUGGAUGGCACGGGCCUGCCUAAUGUGGAGAGUAAACAUCUAGCCAUGGUGUACUUUGAAGAACAGAACAACAGCUGUUUAGCUGACUACAUACUUGCUCAUACAAAGCAGGAAUCCCAUUGUGCCUCCUUCAUCACAGAGGUAACAACGUUCUCCAGACUUUUGACUGCGUUUGACAUGGAACACCUGGGGCAAACAUUCCAUAGCGUUGAGCUUCUCUCACUCCAGCAGUUCGACACAGAGCACUCGUUCCUGAAGAAGAUCAGGAGUUUCCUCACAGCUGAAAAUAGAAGAAGUGAAACUGAAUUGUGCAACAAAAUUCUCAUCAUUCAAUCUGAUUUUGAUGAAGCCUCUCACAGUAGCAAUCUCAUUGCAUCUGCCAAGUACUCUUCAAUAAAUGAAAUCAACAAGAUAACACAGGUGAGCACAGGAAGCAGGGUGUUUGUCUACUUUAUCACACGGCUGCCAAGAAUGGAAGGAGGCUCUUCUUACAUUGGUUUUCAUGGAGGUCCCUGGAAAUCCGUUCAUAUUGAUGACCUCAGACGCUCAAAAGACAUUAUUUCAGAUAUCAAGACCUUGCAGAACACGACAAUCAGUCAGAUGUUUGAAAUACAGGAAACUCCACCUGAAGCAAUGGAAGUGGAUGACAUUUACACUGAGACUGCGGAAGAGAAGGGUUUGGAUAAUGUGGUGGACACCACAUCGCUGCUGCGGAGCUGCGUCCAAAGUGCAGUGAGCAUGCUCAGUGACCAUGUGAAAUGUGGCUUCCGCAGCACUCGAAGAGUUGAAAUUCUUUUGACCCUUCUGAAUGACGAAAAUGAAAUUCAAGGCGAAUUUCUGCGAAUGUUAAAGAAACGUCUUCAUUCACUGUUGGUGAUCCAUGAUGGCAACACACUGUCCUCCAUCAAGAGCAACUGGGUCCUCAAAGAGGCAUCAAAUAUUGAUGCCUUGCAAGAAGGAGGCACCUUCAGACAAACCCUGUGGAAGCGUGUUCAGGCAGUGAUUGUCCCCCUCCUGGCACAGUUAGUAUCAAUCAUUGACCGUGACCAGAACAUGGACUUGCUGCUUGAUGCAAACUGCUGUGAGUCUGUGAAGAGACUGUGGUUGGACAUAUUUAGCAAUGAAAAACUUCUGGAAAUUUCACACCUAAAAAUGGACCACAGGUCUGAAACCAGAACCAUCCUUGUGCAGAACUACGUUGCUCAGGACAGGAACAUGCACUGCAGCAUGCCCUUCAGCUGGAGGAUCAAAGAUUGUAUAGAGGAACUUUGUGUUCACACUCUUCAAAAUGAAGGACACACUCCUCAGAAGCUUGUCCAGUUGUUUUGGAAAACCCCUCUGGGGCGUUACAUGGCAAAAGCAAAUCCAGAGACACAGAUGGAGUUUUACCAUCGCUACCUUCAAGACUUUGUCUCCAUGUCCAUAAACAUCACCUGUCAAGAAGAUUUACAGCUCCUUUGUGGUGCGUUGAACUGUAGUGUCACUGAGCUGCGGCUGCAGUUAAAUGACAAUGAAACAGUGGCUGCUCUCCCAUGGGUCCAUGUUGCGUAUCAAAAGUUCCGAAACCGCUUGCAGAACCUCUCAAGAAUUAUGUGCAUUGAACCCCAAGUGACCAAGGACCUAAUGGGGAAUCCACAAGCUGGAGACAAUGUUGAACUUGUGCUCGACGUCUAUGCUGCUUUUGCAUGUUUGGAGCACCUGGAGCCCAGAGUUUUGGACACUCAUACUCAAAGACAAGUUUGGCUCAGGCAGGUGAAAAAACUCCAGGUUCCCAUUGAGUUGAUCUGUUCAGAAGACACCGUGAGACAUUAUGGAGAGAGAAGCAAGGCGUUCGUCGCCAGAGUCCAAUCUGGAUGGAAUCGAAUCUUUUCUCUCUCUCUGUUUGUGGAGCACAUCUUGUUGAGAAUCGAGGAGUUGGACGCAAAGUUGACGCCGUUGGUUCUGGAAACCACUCGCCAACUUGGACGGAUACUUGAAAAUAACUCUGACCUCAAAAGCCAGCAGCCAUUUGAGGCAGUCAUUGUUUUGCUGAAGACCUGCAGAGAUAAAGCACAGGAACACAUUUUCAGGUUUGGUCUCAUUCUGUGUCCAGUCUGCAUGGGAGACCCCCAGGAUCCACUCUGCCUGCCUUGUGAACACAUCUACUGUGUUGCAUGUAUCAAAAUGUGGCUGGUCCCAGGUCAGAUGUACUGCCCGCUUUGCAUUCAGCCGGUUAAUGAUGACUUUCCCUUGGUUCCUUCAGACGAUACUAGGAUUCUUGUCAGCAAACACGCUCAGUUCAGGAAGCGUUGCAACGCCUUCUUCAUUGACCUGGUGUCGACUUUAUGCUUCAAGGACAACUCUCCACCGUGUUCGGCCAUCAUUCUUCAUCUGUUAUCUUUCCUCAUGGUUGAGGCACGCACAGUUCCCUUCCUCAAAGUUAAACAACAAAUGCUGACAAAAGUGUUGUCCCCCUUUGACGACUCCAUUGAUAAGAAUCCUGUGAUUCGCUCUGUGGUCCUCAAACUCCUGCUGAAGUACAGCUUUGAUGAUGUUAAAGAAUACCUGCAGCAGCAUCUGGUGGCUGUUGAGCAGAGUAACAUCUUAGAAGAGACGGACAAAACGGAACUUUACUGCAUGUACAUCAACUGUCUGGAGGACUCCAUGUUUGAGAGAUUGCAUUUUAGGUCUGUUGCAGAUCAGCAAGCAUUUUUGCAGGAUGAAGGCGUCUUCCUGACUGACUACCUACAAUCACAUGGUCAGUCCACUCACAAGGGAACUGUGGAGUACCUGCAGCAGGUGGCCAGAGUGCGAAUGAAUCUGGAUGUAACUGCUAGCCUUAUCAUUGAAACACUGAGAAACACAGGCUGUCAGGAUGGUGUUCAGGGUGGAACCUCAUCCUUCCUGGACAACAUGGUAAACCUGUGCAGGCGGAGCGGGAAUGACUGGUAUCGUGUGUAUUUGAUCCGUAAGAUCUGCAGCCAACAUGGAGUGGAGUUUGUCAUGAAACUCCUCAAAGGGGAUCAGAUAUCUUGGCUUUUCCCUAAAGAAGUUCAGCAACAGGAUAAAGAAGUCACACCAAUAGAUCUGUAUCUUGUAUGCGGUGAAAAUUACAAAACUAUCAGAGAGGCUGUUGCAAAGGGAGUUAUGGAAGGCAAACUGGAAGGACUGGAUGAAGUCUGUGAGGGGUGCAGAUGUCUCCCACAACAGAAAACGGUUUACCUUCUGUUAGCGCUGUACAGAGAAAUCACCACUAUGUAUGGAAAAGCCAGUGAGAGCCUCCAUCUGAAGCCUGAGCAACUCCAAGCUCUGACAGCUUUCAUCCAGACAUCCAAAAUUCUCGCCAGCACUGAGGCAAAGGCCUUUGCCCAGGCUCUGGUGACCAACCAAAUGGGGCCGUUGGCUAACCGUCCUGGGGUCUCUGGGGCCGAAAGCGUGGGAGUGGAGUUAACAAUCCACCUUGCUGCUGUGCUGAUCUGUGGAAAUUAUGGCAUCUUAGCCCCUCUCCAGCAGCUAGCGAUGAAACCUGAAAACAUGCAGGCCUCCUUCCUACCCACCAUGCCAGAAGACAUGGUGGCAGUGGCUCAACAAGCUAUGGGUUCAUUGCAGUGGUACUGUUGUCCAAAUGGCCACCCUUGCACCAUUGGUGAGUGUGGCCAGCCCAUGGAGAGGAGUCGUUGUGUGGACUGUGGAGCUGAAAUUGGGGGGAACAACCACAGGGGUGUGGCUGGAUUUCAGAUUAUUCAAGUGCAAGGCGACCGCACUCAGAAAGGACACAUCCUUGGUGAUCCACGACGACGAGACCAUCCAGAUAUGUUAGACACAAAGAGCAUUUCUUCAGUUCCCUUUUGCUUUAUCCGAAUGCUCACUCACAUGGCGAUGCUUAUUGGUGCCUGUGAUCACAUGCAGUUGAUUUCUGCAAUCAUCAAACCUCACGUUGCUGACCCUGCUGCAUUUCUACUUGCUCACCUGAGAAAAGACUUAGAGCAUCUAAUCAGGUCUCUGGGUAAGGGGACUGAUGAUGCAAUAAGCACAGUCCAGCUGCUGAUCAGCAGCCUUCUGGAACCACCCCAGCAGCACAGCUGGCCUGUUCCUUAUGACAAUCUGCUCUCAACCAAAGAGAAUAGGAAUGGAUGGGAGAUGGAAAUGAGCAAUGCCGUAGUUACACCUCAGCUUAAGCACUUGGACAGACGGCUAAAGGAAGUGAACACCUUUAUCCAGACCGACACUCGCAUCUCCGCCAAUCCAGUCAUGAAGCUGGUGUUUGGUGAUCCUCGUCUCUUUUUGGCCUCAAUUCCCCAAAACUCUCUCAUCCAUUGUUCUGCUGUGUGGAGCUGCAGGGAAAAAGUGUCCCUGCUAAGCCUCACCCACAUUAUGGAGCAGAGUGAUGGCAAAGACACUGUGCCGGUGUUGUGGAGAUUUCUGCACAGGGAAGCCGAGGUCCGACUGGUGAAACACCUUCCUGACAUCCUAACUCUCCAGAAGAAUCUGGUGAAAAAGUUUCAGAACAUCACAGAGCUAACCUUCGACACCAUUGCUGAAUUUCUUCACAGUCAAAAAGCAGUUUCUAUCAAAACCUGGUAUGAGAAACGCAUCCGAAUCUUCCUGACUUCCUGGAAUCAGCUCAGGGUUUCCCUGGAAACCAAUGGUGAAAUUAAGAUCCCAGCUGAGUUCUGCAAGAAGAAUCUGGACUUCAGCAGUGAUUUUAAGGUCCUGUUGCCACAGCGACGAGGUGCAGGCCUGUGCUCAACAGCUCUUGUCAGCUACCUGAUUUCUCUGCACAAUGACCUGAUUUACUGUGUGGAUAAGUACACAGGAGAGGAUACCAGCUACAAAGUGAGCCCUGCAGACCUCACUGAUCUGCACGUGAUCCGUUAUGAGCUGGAGCGAGACGUGAUGCCCCUGGUUUUGUCCAACACCCAGUACAGCAUUGAGAGGGGCCAGCAGACUCUUCAUGAGUAUGAUUUUCACAAGAUCCAGCAGCAAAUCAUCUCUCACCUCCUGCUGGGCAAACCUCUUAUCACCCUCAACGGCAUUCCAACACUGGUUAACAGACAUGACCGCAACUAUGAGAUCAUCCUUAAAGAUGUUCAGGCAAAAGUCAAGCAAGAGCCCCUCCAGACUCUCAUCCUGUCCUCUGUGGCUGGAGAGCUGCUCGCCUUCAGCGAGGUGUGUGAGGCGCUGUCCACGCUGGAAGUGGCACUUGGCUUCCUCGCCAUGACCGGAGGGGAGCCCAGCAUGCAGCUGUCCAGCUACCUGGAGGGUGUGCUGCAGAUGGGAAACCAGAUGGCUCAGCAUAUCACCAAGGCCUUUAGCAUGUGUUGUCUGAAGCACUGUGUUGCUCUGUGGCAGCUGCUGGUCUCACUCAAAUCAGAAAACAUGCUGCGACUCAAGAGGGAUCCAUUUGUGGGCGUUUCAGAGAAGUACAUGCAGGCCCUGGGUGAGGAGGAGCAGCGGCUGCUGACUGGGUUCUUCUCCAAGAGCAGCGCCGACACCUUCCUGUUGGAGAUGCAUGAGUUCCUGGUGCUGGUCCUUAAAAAUCCUCAUGCUCCAGAUACCUACAAACCUGGCUGGAGCUUGAAAGACACGCUGGUGUCGUACAUUGAGAGAAAAGACUUGGACGUGCCCCCAGAAGUGGAGGAGCUCUUCCCGGAGAAGAUCUUCUUGUCACAUUAUGUUGAAGCCUGGAAGUUCAUUGUCGCCUUUAAGCAGGAACGUGGUCAGAGGCUGUGAAAACGGAAUCAAAUUCUGCCUUUUGAUUUUGUUAAACCUUUGUUUACAUUUACAUCCUGAAAUCACAGUAUCGAUAAGUAAUGUUUGCACAUCUUAACGAGUAAAAAUGUGCCUUUGUAGCACUAAUUAGUGACAAUCUUGGUGAAAAUGUGUCUGUGUGUGCAUGUUAGAGAUAUAAGAACUGUAAAUGUUGUUUAUGUCCCUUUUUAAAGUCUUCUUGGCUGCACUUUCCUUUGUUAUUGACAAUGUUAAAGGUUCUCAGGAAUAAAGUGGGCUGAAUCUUUGGGACAGAAACUUGAAAGUUAUCAAACUUUAAAGAGUUCCUAUUACACAUCUUGCUAUAGUUAUUUUUUCAUUGUCAUGCCUGUUUAUUGAACAUUUCCAUAUUUGUUGUGCUACAUUCCAAGUUUUCAUUGAUUCCAUUAAAUUUGAUAAUUUACAUAAAUCUUUUUGUCCAAAA
This is a messenger RNA of Nothobranchius furzeri (turquoise killifish), 16416 nucleotides long. It is a transcript of the gene rnf213a, whose product is annotated as ring finger protein 213a. NCBI's taxonomy places the organism in Eukaryota, Metazoa, Chordata, Actinopteri, Cyprinodontiformes, Nothobranchiidae. Gene Ontology annotation, molecular function: ubiquitin-protein transferase activity; ATP hydrolysis activity. The record is from RefSeq and is a predicted model, not a curated record. Gene Ontology annotation, biological process: negative regulation of non-canonical Wnt signaling pathway; ubiquitin-dependent protein catabolic process; sprouting angiogenesis. Gene Ontology annotation, cellular component: cytosol; nucleolus; membrane.